AUCAACUUCAUCGGCAUGUCGACUCGGCCAUUCAUUGGAUUGUCUGUGGCUCGACAGGCCAAGAGUUGGGCUGGUGAUCAAGGACCGGGCACCUUGAUGGGUUAACCCGGACGCCGCGUCGUGCCAGCUCGCGUCUCCCUGGACAAUCCGUGGCCAUAAAUAUUGGUCGUGGUGUCGCCACAUGCCGACUUUGUCGGUUUCCUUGGCUUCUUGUCCAAUCUGCUUGCCUCUGACGUGAGGUUUCUCUUGAAUGGAAGAACUAUCUCUGACGUGAGAUACCCAUUGCCACGCACUAACAACGAAACCAUCAACAACACCAAAUCGAAACAUAUCAACGUAAUCAACAAUAAAAGCAGCCAACCCGGCCGGAAAAAGCGCUUGCUCUUGGAAGCCUCAAGCAGCCGCAUCGUCACCUCAUUUACCUUCAUCGCCAUGACUGAAGAACAUCCCUCCUUCAUGCGGAUCCCGGCAGAGAUCCGCAUGAUGAUAUAUAAACACCUGCUGGACAAUGGCGCCAGCAAUAAGAUCUCGAUUCGGAAUAAGUCAAGGUGGGAGUACCAGGCAAACGACCCCAAGAGUCUCCGCUCUCAUUAUCACAUCAUGGAGCGAUCCUUUGCGAAGAUGUCAUUUCAAACGACAUAUUGCGCCGAUAGCGACUGCGAUCGAUCAAUGCAUACCGCGAUUAUGCAAAUCAACAAAAAGGUCAGGGAAGAGACAUCUCAGUACCUAUAUGGAAGACACUCGUUUCAUUUUGGCGAGGAUAUCGAGGCAGUGGUGCCAUUUCUUGAUGACAAGAUGCCCCAGACUCGAGACUUGGUCAAAGAGUUGAGUCUAUACAAGCGCAGCCCGACCAACACCGGCGAGCCGGAUUCUUUGGACUGGGCUUCCGUGUGUCGCUUCCUGGGAAACUCAGCAGGACUGGAUAAAUUGACGCUCGUCAUUGAGGGCGGCCGGCCGAGAGUGCCGUGGGACGGGCCGCAAAGCCUGACAGUUUCCGACUUCCGCCUUUUGUAUUCGACACGCCACGAGAGCUUGGAGUGGGCAAGAGAGCUCGCGUCAGUGAAGACCAUUGGAGAGGUGGAAAUCGUGCCCGACAUUCAUUACCUGCCGGAUCCACAGUCGAACAUGAUGCUAGUUUUAGCAGCAUUUUCAGCGUCAAUUGAGACGUCAUUGGUGGAUUUCCUUCGAGACGAUCUCGGAAUUCCCGCGCGGGUUGGAAAAGGCACAUACUGUGGCACUGGGGCGUUUGGACGAAAAAAUUGUCAUCGAGGGAGCUGCAUAACGAGCUGAACGGUUGGACCUGAGACCUUGCGCUGGAUUUGUUUCUUCGGUUUCGGGUUUAGAAUUAGGGGCAUCGGUACUAGCGUUUCUUGACAAGGGUUCAUGAAUGAACGAAUGGAUGAUAUGGAAGAGAGAGAAAUCAUUAUCCAUUCAGGUUAUCAAUCGCCGUG
Messenger RNA from Ilyonectria robusta, 1451 nucleotides. RefSeq lists its product as uncharacterized. The record is from RefSeq and is a predicted model, not a curated record. The coding region runs from base 433 to 1290 and encodes 285 amino acids. NCBI's taxonomy places the organism in Eukaryota, Fungi, Ascomycota, Sordariomycetes, Hypocreales, Nectriaceae. The transcript has a single exon.